AUGGAUGGAUCCAUGCUCCGCGCGCCCGGAUCUUCCUCCUGCCGUCCAAGUCCGCCGCCCCGUGCCCAUGUCACCACUGCCGUUGACCUGCUCUGUCCGGUGACCUCCGAGCAGCACCACCCGUCGGGUCUGCUCGAGCUUGCCGCCCCUGCACUUCAAGUCCCUCCCGCGUCACCGGAGCCCCGCGGCCAAGCCCCGACGACCCCUCCUGGACCUGCUGCUGCCGCCAAGUUCGCCUGCCGCGGCCUCUGCUUCCCCUGCUUCGAGCAGCAGUUCGGGAUCGAGCGCGCCCGCACGCCCGCGUUGACCUCUCCCCUCGCCAAGCCGCCGAGCCGCCCGAGCACCUCCUCCAGUUCGUCGCCUCGGUCGCCGCCUUGCCAAGCUUCGCUCGCUGCCGGCCAUCGCUGGGAGACGCCAGCGCCCAGUCCCCCAGUCUGCUUCCUCCGCAUCGAGUGA
Aegilops tauschii subsp. strangulata is the source of this 456-nucleotide messenger RNA. Lineage: Eukaryota; Viridiplantae; Streptophyta; Magnoliopsida; Poales; Poaceae. The record is from RefSeq and is a predicted model, not a curated record.